AACGCGGUUACCGUGGAAACCGCGGCCAUGGCUGCACCGCGGCAAGUCCCCAGCCACACAGUGCCCCGUAAGCCCAGCUGCUCUACAGACUCGUCGUUCACCCGGACGCCGGUGCCCACCGUGUCUCUCGGUUCCCGCGAGCUGCCUGUCUCGCCGUGGCAGGUCGCCGAGCCGUCAAGCAAGAAUCUGUGGGAGCAGAUCUGCGACGAGUAUGAAGCUGAGCAGCCUCCCUUUCCAGAAGGAUAUAAAGUCAAACAGGAACCUGUGAUUACUGUUGCGCCAGUAGAGGAAAUGCUUUUUCAUGGCUUCAGUGCAGAGCACUAUUUUCCGGUUUCCCAUUUCACCAUGAUCUCACAUACACCCUGUCCUCAAGAUAAAUCGGAAACAGUCAACCCAAAAACAUGUUCUCCCAAAGAAUAUUUGGAAACUUUCAUCUUUCCUGUUCUGCUUCCCGGAAUGGCUAGCCUGCUUCACCAAGCGAAGAAAGAAAAAUGUUUUGAGAGGAAAAGAACCAAAUUCAUUGCCUGUGAUUUUCUGACCGAGUGGUUAUACAACCAAAAUCCAAAGAGGGCAGGGGAGCCAUUCACAGAAUUUUUCUCCAUUCCAUUUGUGGAGGAGUGGCUAAAGCAACAGUUCGCUGUGAUCCUGAGAUUCAAGAGCUGCGUCAGUGGCAGAAGAAACUGCGCGAGGCCAAGCACAUUCACCAGCGAGUCAAAAUUUUCUGGGCCAAGCAAGAACAAAAAGUGAAAUGCAAAAUGGAGGACGAUGUGGUACCUGCAGGCAAAAUGAAAAUUCCAUCAUCUUAACCACAGCUAAGAUGUAUCUUUGCCCAUUCGAGCACAAGUUACCUCGUGCAAGGAAAAUGUCCAAAGUAUGCUUUCUCUCUUGUGAUUUCUUUAACAAAACUUGGAACAUAUGAAAAUGGAAUCUUUUCUGUACAAGACAGGAUUCACUGCAAACAAGCUUUAGUGCAAAUAGUUUAGAAAAGAAAGGACCAGUCUUCACUUUCUGCAUUAUCCUCACAUUUUAUUCAUUCAUAUCCAGAUUAUUUCUUCAGUGCCUCAGGAGUAUCCUUCUACACCAGCAGCUGUUAAAAUGUACAAUGAACUCUAGUCCCAAGGGAUACAGAAGUGCUCUUGUUACCAGUUUUCCCACUCUUGGCCGCUUUUGCAAAGAUCUGUAUUCUAAUUUAAGUCCCCAACCUCUGAAUUUGGUUUGAAGUUUACCUAGUGACUGACCACUCUUUUUAUAACAAAAGACCUUAUACUUAUGAUCAUUUCCAAAGGAGACCACCCCUUAACUUUUACUGCAAACCCAACAAGAUGAGACACUUAAACCCAGACAGAUGUAACAAAGGAUUUCUGUUGUCUGAGUCCCAGAGUAUUAUAUAGAAAGUUUCUGCUUUUAUGGGUAAAAAAGCUUAUUAUCUUAAUUUGUUCUGUGGUUUGCCGUUAACCAAGAUUCUCCCAUUUAAAAUGCCACAGACUGAGCCUCAGGGCAGAUCCGAAAGCCUAGUAGUUAGUUGCAUUGAGUUGUUUUCACAAGCUACCACACGUCUUAAGUAAAUAGUAAAGCCUUUAUUUUUGUGUUAAGAACAGCAUUUUGAAAAUAAAACCUAUCUGCCCAUGCUUUACAACCUUUUAAAUUUGUAAUAUUUAUAUAGUCAUGUAUGGUACAUAUUGAUUGUCUUGAAAUUUCUUUAACUUCUUUUUUAUAAGUAUGCAACAGUCAGCCAGGGGGAAGAUAAAGUUACAUUAUAAAACACACAUUAAUGCAUUUAAUAAAUAUAUAUUAUCUAUCAAAAAUGAGCCUUAGCUCUUCAUCAAUUAAUAAAAAGCACCUGCUGAGGACUCCUGUAAGCUGGUAUCAUCAUUGCAUCAUUGGAUUAUAAAAGCCACAAUGCUCCCUUUCAGCUUGGGGUUUGGCCUGAGGCGUUCAACUCAGCCUUGGCCAACCAAGACCACCACCCGAAUUCACCCGUGUUCAGUGGGCCCUGACGGCAUCUGGGCUAAAAAAAAA
Messenger RNA from Cercocebus atys (sooty mangabey), 2019 nucleotides. It is a transcript of the gene IQCK, whose product is annotated as IQ motif containing K. The transcript is spliced from 8 exons. Bases 28 to 747 code for a protein of 239 amino acids. The record is from RefSeq and is a predicted model, not a curated record. NCBI's taxonomy places the organism in Eukaryota, Metazoa, Chordata, Mammalia, Primates, Cercopithecidae. Gene Ontology annotation, molecular function: protein binding.